UAGUGAAGAAGCUGAAUGAGUGAGAGAAAGAAGAGAAGAGUCCAUGUAAAAUGUGAAAACUGCCAUAUCCUAUCAUCAUCAUUCAUCACCAGAUAAGGCAACUCCAAUCUUCAUUCAAUUUCAAUCUCCACUCCCCUCCCUCUGCAAUUCUCAAAAUGCUCUCCCUCUCACCAUGUCUCACUGCAAACACACUCACACUCAAAUCCCACUCCACAACCACCCACCGUACACCCCAUCACCUUAAACCCAUCUCCACCACCAUCUCCGCUUCCUCAAACCCAAGGCAGCAGCAGAAACAACCGCAGCAGCAAGUGUACCAACCAUUCCGGCCACCGUCAUCCCCUCUUCCACCCCACCUCAGAACCCUCGAUAUCCCGGGCCAAAUCGACAUCCUCGCCAACCGCCUCGGCGUCUGGCACGAGUACGCCCCAUUAAUCUCCUCCCUCAUCCGCGAAGGCUUCACCCCUCCCACCAUCGAGGAACUCACCGGCAUCACCGGCGUCGAGCAGAAUCGCUUCAUCGUCGCCGCCCAGGUCCGCGACUCGCUCCUCCAGUCCAACACCGACCCCGACUUGGUUUCCUUCUUCGACAACGGCGGCGCCGAGCUUCUCUACCAGAUCCGCCUCCUCAGCGCCUCCCAGCGCGCCGCCGCCGCGCGCUUCAUCGUCGAGAACAAGAGCGACGGAAAGGGCGCGAAUGAGCUCGCGCGCUCCAUGAAGGAUUUCCCGAGCCGAAGAGGGGAGAAGGGGUGGGAGUCGUUUGACUACAAUCUCCCCGGAGAUUGCCUCUCCUUCAUGUACUACCGCCUGAGCAGGGAGUACAACCGGAACCCCGAGCAGAGAGACUCCGUGCUGGAACAGGCGCUGCGUGUGGCGGAGUCUGAGAAGGCGAGGGACGCGAUUCAGAAGGAGCUGAAGGGGGAGGAUGUUGCGGAGGAAGGGGAAGUGGAUGCUGCGGAAGUUGCUGCGCUUGUUCCGGUGGUGAGGUUGAAGAUUGGUGAGGUUGCCGCAGCGAGCUCGGUGGUGGUGCUGCCGGUGUGUAAUGCGGAUGAAGGGGGUGAUGCCAUUUUGGAAGCGCCGUCUGAGUGUAGAACUGUUGGGGAGUUUGGUGUGGUGGUGGCGGAGAAAGGGUGGGAGAAGUGGGUGGUUUUGCCAGGGUGGGAGCCUUUGGUGGAAUUAGGGAAAGGGUGUGUUGUGGUGUCGUUUGUGGAUGCGAGGGUGUUGCCGUGGAAGGCGAACCGGUGGUACAAGGAGGAGCCUAUAUUGGUGGUGGCUGAUCGGAGUAAGAGGGAGGUGGGUGCUGAUGAUGGGUUUUAUUUGGUUAAGGUUGAGGAUGAUGGUGUUGGUUUGAAGGUGGAGAGGGGUUUGGGUUUGAAAGAAAGAGGUGUUAGUGAGAGUUUAGGGAGUGUAAUUUUGGUUGUUAGGCCUCCCAGAGAAGAGGAUGAUGGUCAAUUGAGUGAUGAAGAUUGGGAUUGAAAAGGAACAUGGACAGGGUAAUGGGUUGCUAAUUCAUGAUGCAAUUGGAGAUUCAUAUAGAAGAUUCUAUUCCUAUGGAUCUCUCAAUUAAGGAUUUGGAAGUUCAGUCAACUGAGCUUCAAUCCUUUGCCUUCCUUACCCUUUUUUGGGACAUGCAGGAUAUAGCAUUAUCAGAUGCAAUUUUCCUUUGUUUUGAAUACUUUAAUAGAAGGAUUCAAUCUUUUUUGUUCUCUCUUGUACUUUCUUAUCUUGAUGUAGUUAAAUAAUUUAGCCAAUCUUAUAACUGAUUUUUUUAUGGUUA
Molecule: messenger RNA, 1776 nt
Organism: Lotus japonicus
Lineage: Eukaryota; Viridiplantae; Streptophyta; Magnoliopsida; Fabales; Fabaceae
Product: rubisco accumulation factor 1.1, chloroplastic-like
Exons: 1
Coding region: 156-1475 (439 amino acids)
Cellular component (GO): chloroplast
Source: RefSeq, a predicted model, not a curated record